Molecule: messenger RNA, 1779 nt
Organism: Cheilinus undulatus (humphead wrasse)
Lineage: Eukaryota; Metazoa; Chordata; Actinopteri; Labriformes; Labridae
Gene: lactb
Product: lactamase, beta
Exons: 6
Coding region: 61-1692 (543 amino acids)
Source: RefSeq, a predicted model, not a curated record
UUCGUUUCGCAGCGGGGGUGGUUGUAAAAAGGCUAGUCCAGCUACUUAUUAAAAAUAAAAAUGUCUCGUUUAUUUCUGCCAAAUCAUUUUUGUGCCAAAUGUAAGCUUCUAACAACGCGAGAGUCUUUCUUGACAGCGCGAGUAAAGCAGCCCCGUUCAGAUAAGAGCAAUGUUUUUUUUCAACAACAAAGACGAUAUGUUAGUGGGUCAAGCUCAGACUUUUUUAAAAACGGGCAAAAGUCAAGGAUUUGGAUAUGUGGUGUCGGUGUCGGGAUUACUCUAGCUGUCGGACUGAAGUGUCACGCGGACAAAUCUAACAGUUCCUGUGAUGAUAAAGUUAUAAGACAACAGAGGAGUGAUCGAUACAGCCAUGCUAUAAAAGUUAGCAGAGACCUGCUGGAGCGGAUAAAGGUAGGCACUGAGGCUGAGGUCGGGGCUCCAGGGUUGGUGGUUGGAGUCUCCGUGGACGGUGCUCAGGUUUGGUGUGAAGGGCUGGGUUAUGCUGAUUUGGAGAACCGUGUGCCAUGCAGCCCAGAGACAGUGAUGCGAAUCGCCAGCAUCAGUAAGCCCCUCACAUCUGCAGCAGCUGCACGACUGCGUGAGGAGGGGAAAUUGGAUCUUGAUGUCCCUGUCCAACAAUAUGUCCCGGAAUUUCCCCAGAAACAAUUUGAUAGACAGGAUGUCACAAUAACCCCUCGUAUGCUGCUGUCCCACCUAAGUGGCAUACGGCACUAUGAGAAGGAUGCAAAGAAAGUAAGGGAAGACAAAGAAAAAGCAAAGCGACUGCUAAAGCCGCCGGUAAAAGAGAAAGAGGAUGAAAAGAGCUCAUCUGAAAAAGAUAAACCUACUGAAGUCGAACAGAAAACUAAAGGUAAAGAGGCUGCUCAGGCUCAGAAGAAAAAAGAGUUCGAACAUGAGGAGUAUUACCUAAAAGACAAUUUUGAAAGUGUCACCCAGGCCCUGGACCUCUUUAAAGAUGAUCCGCUCAUUUUCAAACCAGGCACUACUUUUCUGUACUCCACCCACGCCUUUACCCUGCUCAGUGCUGUUGUGGAACGAGCUGCGGGUCAGCGUUUCCCAGAUCUGAUGGCGAACAUGUUCCGUGAGCUGGGAAUGCUAAAUACUGUGCCUGAUGAGAAUGAUCCAAUUAUUUACCACCGUUCCAGAUACUAUCAUUUCAACAAGAGGGGGCGUGUUGUGAACUGCCCAUAUGUAGACAACUCCUACAAAUGGGCAGGAGGUGGCUUCCUCUCAACUGUUGGUGACCUGCUGCUGUUCGGUAAUGCUCUGCUCUACAGCUACCAGGUGGCCCACCUGAAGGACACUCAGGGUUUUCUCCCUGGUUUUCUCAAACCCCAAACAGCCAUCGAGCUGUGGGCACCAGUUGACAGGACAGAGGCCAGCUGGGAUAAAGAUGGACUGUAUGCCCAAGGCUGGCUGGUAGUGGAGAAGGAACAGAAAUAUGGUCAGUGCAGGAAGCGCAGACACUACGUAUCGCACACAGGAGGCGCUGUAGGGGCCAGUAGUGUCCUCUUGGUACUUCCCAAUGUGGAGAUAGAAGUGGGUGAAGGACAGUCACCUCUCCUCCCACAGGGGGUGGUGGUCACUAUCAUCACUAACAUGCAGUCUGUGGGACUCAAUAACACAGCACUGAAAAUUGCGCAUGAGUUUGACAAAACCAGAAGCGAGUAAGAGUACAAUGUUUACAUAAGCACUCAAGUUUAUAUUUGACUGAUUUCAGAGGAUUUUAUAGUUUUGUAAAAGCUUUGAAGAAAUUGA